Cuscuta campestris is the source of this 947-nucleotide messenger RNA. NCBI's taxonomy places the organism in Eukaryota, Viridiplantae, Streptophyta, Magnoliopsida, Solanales, Convolvulaceae. The record is from the annotation of a GenBank genome assembly.
GGAUUUGCAGGUGGUGCCUUGUGUCGAAAGUCUUCCCGACGAGAGGAGGUCGGGCGGCGCGUCCCGUGAAGUUAUAGCCACGGCGGUACAAGAUGAUUUGGCGGAUCAAAUGGUGUAGCCCAGCGAAGGAAAGAUCUGCGGUUCGAGCCUUGCGUCGAAAGUCUUCCCGACAGGAGGUCGGGCGGCGUGUCCCGCAAAGAGUGUGCGGCGGUGCAAGAUGGUUAGCAGAUAAANAAGAAAGAGGAUCUGCAGGUGGUGCCUUGUGUCGAAAGUCUUCCCGACGAGAGGAGGUCGGGCGGCGCGUCCCGUGAAGUUAUAGCCACGGCGGUACAAGAUGAUUUGGCGGAUCAAAUGGUGUAGCCCAGCGAAGGAAAGAUCUGCGGUUCGAGCCUUGCGUCGAAAGUCUUCCCGACAGGAGGUCGGGCGGCGUGUCCCGCAAAGAGUGUGCGGCGGUGCAAGAUGCAUUUGCCGCGCGGCUGAGGCUGCGUACCCGAGGACGGAGGAAGAGCUGAUCGCCGUCGUUGCCGCUGCCACCAGGGAGAACCGGAAGAUGAAAGCGGCCACCCGGUCCUCCCACAGCAUCCCCAAGCUGGCGUGCCCUGGCAGCGGCAGCGGCGACGGUCUCCUCAUCAGCACAAUGCACCUCAACCGGACGUUGAAAGUUGACAAACAGAGCAUGACCAUGACGGUGGAGAGCGGAGUGAGUCUCCGGCAACUGAUCAACGACGCGGCGGAGGCGGGCCUGGCGUUGCCUCACACGCCGUACUGGUGAGGGGAAUGAUGGGCACCGGAGCUCACGGGAGCACGUUACGGGGCCGAGGGACCGCCUUUCAUGAUCACGUUGUCCGCGUUCGGAUUGUAACUCCGGCGUCGCCGGAGGAGGGCUAUGCGGCCGUCAGGCAACUCGAGGAAGAUGACCCGGAGAUCAAUGCAGCUAGGGUUUCCCU